AAAGGGCAACGUUUCCCCUCAGGCACGACCAGAAGCUCCCUGCAGCAGCAGAGGAAACACGUUCCUGUUGGGAGACGGAAACACACAGACAUUAAGAAAAGGUUCGACAUGGCCGAGAAGAAAGCCGUCUUGUUCAACUUCUGGGGAGUUACUGCCUCUUCCACUCCUCAGGAAGUUUUCCAAACGUUGGAGGAGGUGCACAAUCUGCCAGGAGGUUUUCUGUGCGGCGUGGCGUCCAAAAAGGACAGCGCCAUGAUCCGUGCAGAGCGAGGCGAGAUGACCCUUUCUCAGAUGAUACCAGCGUUCGAAGCAGAGUGUCUGAAGGAGGCCAAAGUCCAGGGUGUGUCUCUGCCGUCUGAUUGGUCAGUGAAAGGUCUGCUGAAGGAGCUCCAAGAGGCCAUGAUGGACGUCCAACCAGCCGUGUUACAGAUAGCUGCCCGUCUGCACCACAGAGGGUUACUGACAGCCGUGCUGGCCAAUCAUUGGCUGGAUGACAGCGCAGCAGGAGAUGGCCCCGCCCAUCUGCUCUCGCUGCUUGGCGGCCGUUUCGACCUGGUCCUCCAGUCGUGUCGCUCAGGUCACAUGGUCCCUGAGCCCGCCAUGUUCAGGUGCGCUCUGAAGCACCUGGGAGUGACGUCACAACAGGCCGUGUGGCUGGAUGCAGAUGAGGAAGGUGUGAAGGCAGCAGAGGGAGUGGGGAUGAAGGCCAUCUUGGUGGAAAACCUGGACGACGCUCUGAAGAAACUGGCCCACUUCACAGGAGUUCAGGCUGAUGGAGCAGAGAGUCCUCCGCCCUCCUGCAGCCCUGAGGAAGUGUCUCAUGGAUUCGUUACCAUCAGGCCCGGUGUGAGGACCCAUUUUGUUGAAAUGGGCUCAGGUCCGCCCGUCCUGCUGUGCCACGGCUUCCCUGAGAGCUGGUUCUCCUGGAGGUUCCAGAUCCCUGCCAUGGCGGCCGCUGGCUUCAGGGUUCUGGCUCUGGACAUGAAGGGGUUCGGGGAGUCCACCGCGCCUCCAGACAUAGAGGAGUAUUCCCAGGAGCAGCUUUGCAAGGAUUUAAUCACAUUUAUGGACAAAAUGGCGAUGCCACAGGUCACGCUGGUGGGGCACGACUGGGGCGGCGCUCUGGUGUGGAACAUGGCUCAGUAUUACCCCGAGAGAGUGAGGGCAGUGGCCUCUCUGAACACGCCUCUGUUUCCCACCUCUCCCUCUGUGAAUCCUGGUGAGAAACUGAAGGAUAUUCCUAUCUUCGACUACCAGCUCUACUUCCAACAGCCUGGUGUAGCAGAGGCGGAGCUGGAGAAAGACCUGGAGCGAACGUUUAACAUUUUCUUCUUCAGCAGUGCAGAACCGGUGACGCGCCCUGCACUCAGCACUGCAGGAGUGUGUGCUCGAGGGGGUCUGUUUGUGGGUCUGCCGGAGCAGAUUCCCCGCGGCUGCAUGCUGACGGAGGCCGAGCUGCAGUACUACGUCAGCCAGUACAAGGAGCGAGGCUUCAGGAGGCCGUUGAACUGGUAUCGUAACGGGGAGGCGAGCUGGAGGUGGAAGUGCUCUCAGCCCUCUGCAAAGCUGCUGAUGCCUGCUCUGAUGGUGACGGCAGGUAAAGACCAGGUGCUGCUGCCGGCCUUCACCAAGGGGAUGGAGGACUUGAUCCCUGACCUGAAGCGAGGACACAUCGAGGAGUGCGGACACUGGAUCCAGAUGGAGCGUCCGGCGGAGACCAACAGGAUCCUGAUCUCCUGGCUCUCAGAGACUCUGAAAUAACAUCACAACUAAAAGAUUCUCACUAAAUCACAUUAAAUGAUUUUGUCUGAACGGAAGAAAUCAAAUCAUAAUAUAACAUCUGCUUACAUUUCAGUUUUUUUGACUAAAAUAACAAAUGUAUGGGGGUUUUAUGAGUGGAAUGUGCACCUUUAUUUAAUACUACAAUGAUAGCUGACAAUUCAGGUGUGAAUGAAUAUCAUUUAUUAUUAAUAAAAUGUGUUUAAUUGGGCUGGAAGAAUAGUCAAUGAGGGAAAUGCACUUAUUGUUAUACAAAGAAAAGACAAUGAAAAACAGCAGAAAUGAAAGAAAUACAUAUACAAUAAAAUUCUAAAAAACA
Molecule: messenger RNA, 2098 nt
Organism: Trematomus bernacchii (emerald rockcod)
Lineage: Eukaryota; Metazoa; Chordata; Actinopteri; Perciformes; Nototheniidae
Gene: ephx2
Product: epoxide hydrolase 2, cytoplasmic
Exons: 18
Coding region: 109-1761 (550 amino acids)
Biological process (GO): phospholipid dephosphorylation; cholesterol homeostasis
Cellular component (GO): peroxisome
Molecular function (GO): lipid phosphatase activity; magnesium ion binding
Source: RefSeq, a predicted model, not a curated record